Messenger RNA from Rodentolepis nana, 345 nucleotides. NCBI's taxonomy places the organism in Eukaryota, Metazoa, Platyhelminthes, Cestoda, Cyclophyllidea, Hymenolepididae. The record is from the annotation of a GenBank genome assembly.
AUGGACAAAUAUGAAUUUGGGAGAUAUCAACGCUUCGGUAACAGAAGGUGUGGAUGGGGAAGAUCGAGGGUUGCCUUUGGAUCACGUCCUGCUUGGAGUGAAGGACAUCAGCCACAGAAGCAGCAGCGGCAGCAACAACAACAACAGCAACAGCAACAAAAUCAACCUCGAGAGGAGGUGGUUCAUGUUGAAGAACAAGAGAGUGGCUCAGGUGGUCACUACAUAUUUCCACCGAGUGCCAAGACACUGCCGCAGCCACCGCCUGAAUGGCUGAUGGAAAGAGAGUCUGACAAGAAUCCCCUUGUUGAUGAUUCUUGGAAAAUAUUUAAAAUUCACCUGAAAUAA